AUGUCUUUCAAAAAUGGACAGGUGGAAAACAUUAAGUUCCCCUGGUUUAAGGAACGGCUAAAAACAAAAUAUCUCAGGGAUCUAAGGCAAAAGCAACAGUUAUCUGGGUCAUUAGAUAGUCGCAAAUGGCGCUUUUUGUCCCCGGGCCUGGAUGAUUUUAGAGAUGGUUACCCAACAGUCCAUAAAGAGCUCUUCACCCAGUGUAAGAGUGGACCCUCCCCUGCAGUCUUUGGGAUGUCAAAUCACGCUUGUUCAGUGAAGUUCCCACAGAAGAGACUGAGUAAAAAUCAAGUGUGUUACUCAAAGCAGAAUCCCCAGAGUCAAGCUCAGCGCGAGUUCAUUGACGCUGUUGAGUACAAACUCAAACAACACCCCCUGGCUCUCUAUCCUCAUCUGGAGAGCGGUAUGACACCAGAGCUAUUUGAUCAGGUGUUGUCAGUCCUGGAUCCUGAUAUGUGCAUGAAGGCAGAAUUGUCCAUACCCUCUCCAACGGAGCAUCUAGAAGAAAGCAGUGCGCAAUGUGAAAUCUCAACUCCGGAGACUAUAAAACCAUCCAUCACCAUCAAACCACAAAAGGAGAAAUGUAAAGAGGCCAGACCAAGAAAUCCUUAUAAAUGGCAGAAACUCAAAGAAACUUUGGGUGUUGAAGAUCAGACGGCGAGUGUUAAACACCUGCACCCCGUAUCGCAAGAAGAUGACAAGCAGAUGAUUACCAAACUCUUCUGUGAAUGGAUUACCUCACUGGGUGGAGAGACCAGUGAUCUGACAGAGUCAACCAUCUUGGAUCUGUUUAAGAGUGACUAUGAAAAGAAACCCUCCUUGACCUUGCCUAUUAACAAGACUCAUCCUAAUCAAACUCCAGCAAAACUCUCCAGCUCUGUAGAGGGACAUCAUAAAGACGUUAAAGGGUUAAAUCAGGCCAAUAAACCCAAUAGACCCCAGGCUGCCAAUGAUCCUCUAAGAGCCCCAGCAGAUAUCACAGGAAGCCUGGACUUUGAGGAACAGCUGAGUGAGAAGGACGAAGAGCUGAAGCAGAUUCACGGCAUUCAGGCAUUCAGAGAGUUCAUUAUCAACAAGGGAGUGAGAAUGCCAAGGUUUCUCAGCACUAUCUUCUCUGAGGAUGAACAGAAGAACAGGAUCAGAGGCUCAAACACCGCAGGCUCCACUUCAUCAUUGUCUAAAGGGAGAGCUGUCCAUUAAACUCUUUAAAUAAUAUUCCCUUAUGUUGUUUUAUUGAACAUCACUUCACACAUUCAUGGAUCAGCUGCUCAGUGCAGUUCCCCAGACUACAGCUUUUUGAGAUUAAAGUAACAUUUUACC
Molecule: messenger RNA, 1320 nt
Organism: Sinocyclocheilus anshuiensis
Lineage: Eukaryota; Metazoa; Chordata; Actinopteri; Cypriniformes; Cyprinidae
Gene: fam47e
Product: family with sequence similarity 47 member E
Exons: 8
Coding region: 1-1200 (399 amino acids)
Biological process (GO): transcription initiation-coupled chromatin remodeling
Cellular component (GO): chromatin
Source: RefSeq, a predicted model, not a curated record